Molecule: messenger RNA, 531 nt
Organism: Malus domestica (apple)
Lineage: Eukaryota; Viridiplantae; Streptophyta; Magnoliopsida; Rosales; Rosaceae
Source: RefSeq, a predicted model, not a curated record
AUGCCUCCUCCUAAUGUUCAAGAGGGAGAGAAGCCAGUAGAGAACCAUUUGGAGCUCGUGUUCUUUGUUGAAGAACAUGAGAGUUUUAAAUUGGAGGACCUCCUUGAAGCCACAACAGAUUUGAGAAAUCAGUCCUUUAGCAGCGCCUUUAUAAGGUUACACAGAAGCUUCGGCGUGAUUCUUCUGGAGUUACUAACGGGCAAAACUGUAGAAGGAACUGGGAUAGACCUUCCUAAGUGGGUGACUGCCAUGGUUAAGGAGCAGUGGACGGGGGAGGUCUUUGACAAGGAGGUUGCUAAAGCUGCAAAAGAAUGGGCCUUUCCUCUACUCAACGUUGCCCUCAAGUGUGUAUCAGCUUCCCCUACAAACAGGCCAACUGUUGAAGAAGUUUACGAAAAGAUUGAAGAGGUUAUACAUGACACUCCGAAUUCAUCGGAUUCUACUACUGAGUGUGGUGGCUACCAAGACAACUACUGUAUGCUUCACUCCAUCAUACCUGAGACCUGGGAUACUCCUGGAUCAAACUAUUAA